AUGGCUGACAAAAAUAAUCCGCCAACGGUUCCGAAAGGAUGGAAGGCAAUUUUUGACGAGCAAUACCAGACAUGGUUUUACGUGGACGAAUCCACUGGCAAGUCCCAGUGGGAAGCACCAGGGGACUCAGGGGCCCCGCCAGCUUAUACGGAGCAAAAUCCCGAAUCCCAAGCAGCUCAGACUGGCAAGAACGGUUCGCAAAGUUCUACUGCCAAUGCAAACUACCAGCAGCAACCCCAACAACAGCAGUAUCAGCAGCAGUACCCACAGCAAGGAUACCAACAGUACCCUCAAGGAUACCAGCAGCAACAGCCCUACUACCAGCAAUAUCCUCAGACUCAGUACCAGCAGACAAGCUCCAGACCCAGCAGAUUGGGUGGAAUGGGUGGUAUGAUGGGUGGUGCCGCUCUAGGAGGCCUUGGUGGAUUGCUACUAGCCGAUACUCUGUUUGACCAUGGAGGAAUGGGCAUGGGUGGUAUGGGAAUGGGCGGAUUUGGUGGCCCUCCACCCGGUGAUUUUGGCGGUGGAGGAUUUGGAGGGGGAGAUUUUGGUGGUGGUGGAGGUGACUUCGGAGGAGGAGAUUUCGGCGGUGGAGGGUUCUGA
Messenger RNA from Kuraishia capsulata CBS 1993, 603 nucleotides. RefSeq lists its product as uncharacterized. The record is from RefSeq and is a predicted model, not a curated record. NCBI's taxonomy places the organism in Eukaryota, Fungi, Ascomycota, Pichiomycetes, Pichiales, Pichiaceae. The transcript has a single exon. The coding region runs from base 1 to 603 and encodes 200 amino acids. Gene Ontology annotation, molecular function: protein binding.